GAUGGAACAUAGUGGGAUUCUGGCUGGUCUGAUGCUGGCUGCUUUUUUCCCUCAAGGGAGCUCCUUCAAGAUAUCAGUGACUGAAUAUGAGGACCAAGUCUUUGUGAGUUGCAAUACCAGCAUCACGCAUCUAGAGGGAUCGGCGGAAGCAUGGCUUUCAAAAAAUAAAACACUGAACUUGGGAAAAGGCAUCCUGGACCCACGAGGGAUAUAUAAGUGUAAUGGGACAGAGUUGCUGUCGAAGGAAGUGUCUACCAUACAAGUAUAUUACCGAAUGUGCCAGAACUGUGUGGAGCUGGACUCAGCCACUGUGGCUGGCAUCAUCAUCACUGACCUCAUUGCCACUCUGCUCCUGGCUUUGGGAGUCUACUGCUUUGCAGGACAUGAGACUGGAAGGCUCUCUGGGGUUUCUGACAUUCAAGCCCUGUUGAAGAAUGAACAGCUGUAUCAGCCUCUCCGAGAUCGUGACGAUGCCCAGUACAGUCGUCUUGGAGGGAACUGGCCCCGGAACAAAUGA
Messenger RNA from Onychomys torridus (southern grasshopper mouse), 517 nucleotides. It is a transcript of the gene Cd3d, whose product is annotated as CD3d molecule. The transcript has 5 exons. The coding region runs from base 2 to 517 and encodes 171 amino acids. Gene Ontology annotation, cellular component: external side of plasma membrane; membrane; alpha-beta T cell receptor complex. Gene Ontology annotation, molecular function: transmembrane signaling receptor activity. Lineage: Eukaryota; Metazoa; Chordata; Mammalia; Rodentia; Cricetidae. Gene Ontology annotation, biological process: cell surface receptor signaling pathway; positive thymic T cell selection. The record is from RefSeq and is a predicted model, not a curated record.